Molecule: messenger RNA, 4566 nt
Organism: Pipra filicauda (Wire-tailed manakin)
Lineage: Eukaryota; Metazoa; Chordata; Aves; Passeriformes; Pipridae
Gene: HLF
Product: HLF transcription factor, PAR bZIP family member
Exons: 5
Coding region: 228-1094 (288 amino acids)
Biological process (GO): regulation of transcription by RNA polymerase II
Cellular component (GO): nucleus
Molecular function (GO): RNA polymerase II cis-regulatory region sequence-specific DNA binding; DNA-binding transcription factor activity, RNA polymerase II-specific
Source: RefSeq, a predicted model, not a curated record
GCGGCGGCGGAGCUGCUGCUGCUGCUGCGCGACGGAGGGGCCCGACCCGCAGCCCGGUCCCCGCAGCCCUGUCCCGCGGCCCCCUCAGCGCCCCCCAUCGCCACCGGCCCCGCGCCCGGCUCUCCGCGGCGCAGGAAGGGGGGAAGGAAGGGAAGGAACCGCUCGCCGCGCAGCUGCACCCCCCCCCACCCCCUCACCCCUCCUCCUCCUCCCGCCGCACACCGACCAUGUCGCGGCCGCUCCCGCUGAACCCCCCGUUCCUGCCGCCCACCUACGGCGUGCUGAAGUCGCUGCUGGAAAACCCGCUCAAGCUGCCGCUCGCUCACGAAGACGCAUUCGGUAAAGAAAAAGACAAAGAGAAGAAGUUAGAUGAUGACAGCACCGGUACCACAGUCCCUCAGUCAGCUUUCUUGGGUCCAACAUUAUGGGACAAGACACUGCCAUACGAUGGAGACACUUUCCAGUUGGAAUACAUGGACCUGGAAGAAUUCCUCUCAGAAAAUGGCAUUCCACCCAGCCCAAACCAGCACGAGCCUAGCCCACACCAGUCAGGUCUCCAGCAAGCUACCUCAGCAUCACCUUCUGUCAUGGACCUCAGCAGCAGGGCUUCUACUUCAGUCCAUCCAGGCAUGGUGUCGCAGAACUGCAUGCAGAGCCCGGUCAGACCAGGUCAGAUCUUGCCAGCAAACCGAAACACACCGAGUCCCAUUGAUCCUGAGACUAUCCAAGUCCCUGUCGGCUACGAACCCGACCCUGCAGAUCUUGCUCUUUCCAGUAUUCCUGGCCAGGAGAUGUUUGAUCCUCGUAAGCGCAAGUUCUCUGAAGAGGAGCUGAAGCCCCAGCCCAUGAUUAAGAAAGCUCGCAAAGUCUUCAUCCCAGAUGACCUGAAGGAUGACAAAUACUGGGCAAGGCGCAGAAAGAACAACAUGGCAGCGAAGCGCUCGCGGGACGCGCGGCGGCUGAAGGAGAACCAGAUCGCCAUCCGCGCCUCCUUCCUGGAGAAGGAGAACUCGGCGCUGCGCCAGGAGGUGGCCGACCUGCGGAAAGAGCUGGGCAAGUGCAAGAACGUCCUGGCCAAUGCUGCUUCAGAGUAGGGUAUUUACGUUCUUGUAAUCAGUUCCAUCCUCCUGAUUUUUCUUGGAAAGAUCCCAGUAUAAAUUGUAAAAAAAAAAAAAAGGAAAAAAAAAGAAAAAAGAAAAAAAGUAGAUCUCAGUUUUUUUUUUCAAGAGUAACAAGCUAUCGUUUUACGUCUGUCUAAUCAGAAAAGUUAACAUGCUAAUAAAGUGCACAAAUAAUAAUUUAGUACUACACUGCAGAACUAUUAAUUUAUAGAUCGCUUUCGUUGUACUUUAAGUUUUUUGGUGAUAAUUGUCUUCAGAUUUUAAAGUGCUGUUAGACUGAGUUAGCUGUACUCAUUAUAGAUCCCAUAAUGGCUUCUCUGUAGCUACUUAAGGUUCCUUUUUCUCUCCACGGACCCCAGGUAGGUAGGUAGGAGUGUGUGAUAGAGCACAGAGUUUGUACCUUGCACUGCCUGUACCUGAAGCAAUAAUCCUGUCGUGCGCUCGCGUGCAUGCUGCCCGGAUGUUCCCACUGGAAGUAGGAUGGUUCCCUACCCAACAGGAGUUUUUCUGUCUUUGCCAGCGAGUUCCAAAAGUCCGAGAGACGUUUCCGUGGGCACGGUACCUGUGUCCCUGUGGGGGAGCGCAUGUGGAAGGAGCAGGAGAAAUUAGUUGAAGUGAGAACAAAAUCCGUAGAAUCAAAUCAGAUCCGAUGUCGAAAUCAGAGGGGCUUUUCUGUUUUCAGUUAGUUAUUCCAUUUUGUGAUUAAAAGUUAAAUAAAUACCUAAAUUCAGUUGGUUUUUCCCUCUCCCCCCCCAUGUUUUGUAAUAUAUUUUCUGUGGAUUAUAUCUUGCUGUUUUAAAAAUCACUUUUAUUCAGUUAGAAGAAGUCACUGGUUUGCAAAGCCCAUUUUUUCCUAGUGAUUGUUGUUUUGAGUGUGACAUGAACUGAUGGUUCUGAACUUUAUUGUUUUAAACUCUCUGCUUUUGAACAUGUAUGUUCUAAUAUAAAGUGGACUUCUGAAAAAUGAAUGUAAGAGACACUGGUGUAUUUCAGGAGGGGAUGGUGUUGUCAUAUACUGUGGUUAAUCCAAUCAAUCUAAGUGUUUACUCUAGACCAAAAGGAUAGAUAUUAUAAAAUGUAUAAAGUUUAUACAGAAUAAUUAUAGUAUGUUCGUUUUGUACAGUAUUUUUCAAGUACAAAUACUGACAAUGUAUUUUGAAAGACAUAUAUAUAGCAAAAAGAAAAAGCUAUUCCAUGUUUAAAAUAUAUAGCAAAGAUAUAUAUUCUCCAUUAUUGUACAGAAAGGAAAUGCUUAGGGGUUUGUUGGUUGUUGUUUUUUCUUUUCUUUUUUUUUUUUUUUUUAAAUCUUUUAAUAUUUUAAGCCUACCGCUGGCACACCGGCAUGUUCUGUGCUUUAAAUUAAAUUUUUAAGGAAGUAAUAUGGAUUUCCAGGAUGUUCCAUAUUACUGAAAAGGAGAGACUUUAGUAUUUUCCAUCAGAAACACAUCAAGAAACUGUUUAACAGGGACAAAGCACAACAUGGAUUUUAGUCAACUAUUGAUUGGACAAUACAAUAUUUUGUAAUGGCAGGAAAAUAACAUAUAACACAAAACCACUCACAGGCACUUCUGAUCUGCUGCUGCUGCUACAAUCUGUUUCCAGCUGAAUACUUUUUUUUUUUUAUAAAUAGCUCAGACCCUGUACACACUUUGUGUACUGCAUACAGUUAGUAACACGUGAGGAAAAUACGGUGCUACACGUCUUGCUCGCAGUUUUCUGAGUGUUCUGACAUUAUUCUCCAAUAAACAGGUUGUUCAUUCCAUUAAAUCAUUUUUCAUGCUUCAGGAGAAGGCGACAAAGAACUCAGCAUUUUGGUCAGCAUUCAAAAUCCCCUCGCAUGAAUGGCACUUUUCCAGUAUUUUUUCACAAACACACCUGGCUUGUCAGUGUCCCUUGACAUGCAGGACUUGCCUGUGGACCAUUUAUGGGGUAAACUGAAUUUCCGUGUGCUGCAGCAAACUUUGAAGCGCAGUGAGUUAUUCCCUAAAGGUCAGUAUGAGGCACUGGAUGCUGGGGAGACACACAGAGGGGUGUUUUUGGGGUGCCCCAGGAGCAGGAGUGAGGUCAGCAGUGCCAUCGGCGGGGGGUGGGGGGUGACCACAAACCUUUCUAUGACACGUAAAAGGCAGCUUGGGGAAAAAAAAAAAGUGACAGAGAAUUCUUUUGUUUCUUUGGGCAGGGAAGGGGUGGGAGAUGGUUUUUGUAGGCUGGGUGUAACAGAUUUAUUGUUAUGGCCACAGAGGAGCACAGAGGUUUCCAGCAGCUGCCUGGUCCAGCGGUCCCAGAGCUGCUCCGGUGGCUCCUCACCCCUGGGAGAACAGGAGGGACUGGGAAUGUGCACAGGCUGCAGCUUCUCCUUUGGGGUGAGGACUUUCCAAGGAGCCUGAGGGAUUUAGGCACACCCCAUUUGCUGUGGGAGUGAGGUGCCUUGGCUGCUGUGAAAAACUCAUUUGUAAAAAAAAAUUAGCACUUAAAAAAAAAAAAAGGCAAAAUAUGUGGGCCAAUAUGUGGAAAAACUCCAGGUUCUUUAGCCAGGUUGUCUCCCCAAAAUAAUAAAUAAAUGGAAGUUCAGCUCAUUUUCAGUUCCCAAGGACAGCUCAGCUGGGUUUAUCACACCUCUGAUGGCUUUGUUGCUCAUGAAGGAGCUUGUAGGUAUAAGAGAUUGUAAUUUUAUAAAAAUAGAAAUAUAUAUAUUUGCAGAAUAAUUAAUAGCUUAUCUAAAUAAUUCACUGACCUCUAUUAAACUUAUAAGCAUUGGUAAAAUGCUUGUCUUCUCUUCUGUUUUUUUGCUGAAACUUAGAAGUGAAUUUUUUUCUUUUUAAAAAAGAAUGCCCUCUAGGAAUCAGUGGGACUGGAGAUGGAUUUGUGAUCCGAGCACCUUGGGGCUCUCCGUGGGAAAGCCCGUGGCAGAGAAGGCAGGGGGGGUAUUUCUUUUUCUAUUUUGAAUGGUGCUGAAGUCACUAAAACUGAGCACCAUGGAAAUAAAGUUCUGACUUGAAUCCACAAAAGCAAGAAGUUCAAAAUGCAGGGCAGGAGCCCGAGAGAGGCUCCGAGCUGGACCCGCUCCCUGUGCCCACGGGGAUGGGAUCGGCUCACACCCCUCACACUUGAAUCUCUUGCCUCUGUGGGUUUGUAAUACCCCCAGUUAUUGCUUUAAAACUAUUUUUGCAUGUAAUUUACGAUAGAGAUGUGCAGUUUAUUUUUAUUUUGUCGACUUCUUUUUUUUAUGUGAAGAGAUAAAAAAAAAAAUAUUAAAACUUACAAGUGAUCAACCAUCGUAUUUCUGGCAACACCACAAGACAGCAUUAAAUACAAGUUUAACAAACAGAUCAAAUUACCUGUAUGACAAGAAGUGGAUUGCAUCCUGUAUGCUGUUCAGCCCAAAUAUUUUUUUUUCGUCUGUUAUUCUUAAUGUUUAAUAAACUUUUAAAUUUUUCUUCUCUCA